AUGAAAGAUGACUAUGAUGCCUUAAUAAAGAACAAGACCUGGAAGUUGAUACCCUAUAUAGGGAAGGAAAGCAUAGUUGAAUAUGACGUAAUUGUGAGAGGGAAUGAUUCUACAACAAAGGUCAAAUGGUUCAUAAAUGAGUUGAAUGUCAAGUUUGCCUUAAAAGAUAUGGGAGUCCUUCGCUAUUUUCUUGGGGUAGAGGUGAAAAGAUAUGAAACAGUAAUGUUUCUAAGCCAAACAAAGUAUGUUGCUGAUAUACUUAAAAAAUUUAGCAUGUUACAUGCUACUCCCUGUACAACUCCAAUGGUCUCAGGUCGUUCACUCUCUGCUAAUGAUGGAGAAAUGUUAAAGGAUCCCUCUAUCUAUAGGAGUGAAAUUGGAGCUCUCCAGUAUCUUACACAAACUAGACCAGAUAUAGCCUUUUUUGUGAACAAGACAAGCUAUUCAGAUGCUGACUGGGCAGCAUGUCCUGAUGAUAGAAGAUCAGUUGGAGGUUACUGUGUUUUCUUUGGAAAUACACUUUUCUCAUGGAAUUCUAGGAAGCAGCGUGUAGUGUUGAAGUUUAACUUCCCUUAA
Messenger RNA from Neltuma alba, 576 nucleotides. RefSeq lists its product as uncharacterized. The coding region runs from base 1 to 576 and encodes 191 amino acids. The transcript is spliced from 3 exons. The record is from RefSeq and is a predicted model, not a curated record. NCBI's taxonomy places the organism in Eukaryota, Viridiplantae, Streptophyta, Magnoliopsida, Fabales, Fabaceae.